Molecule: messenger RNA, 2019 nt
Organism: Ceratitis capitata (Mediterranean fruit fly)
Lineage: Eukaryota; Metazoa; Arthropoda; Insecta; Diptera; Tephritidae
Product: probable cytochrome P450 4e1
Exons: 10
Coding region: 383-1939 (518 amino acids)
Molecular function (GO): heme binding; iron ion binding; oxidoreductase activity, acting on paired donors, with incorporation or reduction of molecular oxygen
Source: RefSeq, a predicted model, not a curated record
AUAAAUUUUUUCCCACAACAACAUGCAUAUUAUGAUUGCAUGUAUUAAGUUAGAGUAUUUAAUUGACAAUUAAAAUCGCUUAGCAGAUCAGUUUUGCGAUGAACGCAACGCAACUCGGUGAUUCGUGUUCGAGACGGUGAUUUAAGAUGGAAAACGAGCUUUACAGCUAAGGCAAGGAUUACAAAAAAAAAAAAAAAAAAAACAGCAGACAAUAGAGAAUUAGCGAAAGCUCGAGCUGCAAUAGAACUUACUUACUUACUUACUAUUUGAAUAAAUAAUUCGUUUAGUGUGAAUUAAAAUUUGUAAAACAUUAGUAACCAUAUCAAGUGCAAAAAAGUUAAAAUCGUUAAAGAAAAUUGUUAAAGUUCAUAAAAUUUUGAAAAUGUUAAUAUUAAUUGUGUUGUCCACCGUUUUGGCUAGCGCCUACAUUUACUGGACAUAUGUGAAGUAUAUAACUGGCUGGCAUUUACUUAAAAAAAUACCAGGACCUUUCACAUAUUGGGUUUUCGGGAAUGUGCCGCAAUUGGGCUUAAAACCGGAAGAUCAAAUGAGGGCGAUUUGUCGCUGGGCCCAGGAAUAUGAGCAUGAUGUGGUGCGGAUGUACGGGGGCGCGCAGCCUUACAUAAUGAUUACGAAUCCAAAAGCUAUGGAACAAGUGCUUUCCAGUAAUGUACUCACAUACAAAUACGAUCCUUACAGAUUCUUCUACCCUUGGCUGGGUCAGGGUUUACUCACAUCGAACGGCAAACAUUGGCUAAAUCAUCGUAAAAUGAUCACACCCUCUUUCCAUUUUUCUAUUCUACAAGAUUUCCUAAAGAUCAUGAACGAAACCACAGAUCGCUUCAUGGAUUUGCUGGAUGGUUAUGCGAACAAGAAGGAAAUGUUUGAUUUCCAGGAAAUCGUAACACGCUCCACGAUAGAUGUGAUAUGCGAGGCCGCCAUGGGUACACCGGUUAAUGCAAUACAAGGCCCUACUUCGCCGAUAGUGCCAGCGAUUUCUGAAAUUUGUGAUGUGAUGCGUCAGCGUAUCUUCAGUGCAUUGAAUCGUUUCGAUUUUCUCUUCGUCUGGACGGAAGCUUAUCAGAGGCAGGAAAAAGCUUUGGCGAUUUUACGUACAGAGCUUUCCAAUAUUAUAGACAAAAGACGCGCUAUUCUGCAAGAACUCAAUCGCGAACAACUAAAGAGAGAUGACGAGGGUAAGCGAUCGAAAAUGGCUUUUCUUGAUAACUUGCUGACAGCCGAGGUAGAUGGUAUGCCACUAACGUUUCAAGAUAUUUUCGAAGAAGUCUCAACGUUCGUUUUCGAGGGUCAUGAUACCACUGCUAGUGCUGUGGGUUUUGCAGUAUACUGUCUCUCGCGUCAUCCGGACAUACAGGCGCGUGCCUUUCAAGAACAGCACGAUAUUUUUGGCAACGAUCUGCGUCGUAGUCCCACAUUCCAGGAAUUAGGCGAAAUGAAAUAUUUGGAGCUGGUCAUUAAGGAGACGCUGAGGCUAUUUCCCAGUGUGCCAUUUAUUGUGCGCACUCUUUUGGAACAAACUGAAAUAGGCGGUUAUCAGAUUCCCGUUGGCGCUUCCAUCGGCUGCAGCAUUAUCACGUUGGGCACAAAUCCCAAUAUCUUUUCUGAACCAUAUUUAUUCAAGCCUGAGCGAUUUAAGGAUCGCAACGCUACCAAUCCGUACGAUUAUGUGCCGUUCAGCGCCGGUCCACGGAAUUGUAUAGGCCAAAAGUUCGCAAUGAUGGAACUGAAAGUGACAAUCUCGAAAAUAAUAAGACAUUUUAAUAUUUUACCGGCGGUAGACGGACUUUCUACGGGCAUACACAAUCUGGGAGACCCCAAUAACAAGAUAACUAAUCCUUAUGAUGCACGUUUGGGCUUCUUUCUCACACUAAAGUCUGUAAAUGGUCUAAAUAUACGGCUGAGUCGUAGAUCGUAUUGAGCAAAGAGCUUAUAAUGACAGCGUUCAUUGAUGAUGCGAUAAAAAUCGAGAUAAUUGGAAAAUAAAGGCUCUUAAAUAUA